Messenger RNA from Williopsis jadinii, 1362 nucleotides. It is a transcript of the gene MAG2, whose product is annotated as RING-type E3 ubiquitin transferase MAG2. Gene Ontology annotation, biological process: positive regulation of transcription by RNA polymerase II. Lineage: Eukaryota; Fungi; Ascomycota; Saccharomycetes; Phaffomycetales; Wickerhamomycetaceae. Gene Ontology annotation, molecular function: transcription cis-regulatory region binding. The record is from RefSeq and is a predicted model, not a curated record. The annotation marks the transcript as partial. The transcript has a single exon.
GACUACAACGACGAAUUUGAUCUAAACCUCGAAGAACAAGUACUCUCUGGUAAUGUGAAAGUGCGUGGUAAACGUGCACAGAUCUCCAUCAGCCAUCUGUUAGACUUCUCCCUACCAGAGAGGGACCUGGAAACGCUAUCGAAACCGCAGAGAAGGAGAAGGAAAUUUAGCAACAAUGGCGAUGAGAGGAUACAUCUCAGUGGCCAAGAGUUUAUCAACGCCAAUUAUAAGUUCAUUGUGGAUGCCAGAGGUGAUUACAGAAGUCAGAUUGUUGAUCCAAAUUGCAUACUGGAUGAGAGUUCUAUUCUCAGGGUUAUAGUUCCAAGGGGAUACCAAUGCCCAAUAUGUCUAAGCGAGGAUAUUGUUGCUCCAAGAAUGAUUUCGUGUGGUCACAUCUUCUGUGCCACAUGUCUCUUGAGAUUCCUGGCCUCUGAACAAAUUGUCAAGAAGGGUUGUCGCCCAAGGAAGCUGAAGGACUGUCCUCUUUGUUCAUUGCCCGUAAGACCAGAUGAGACCAAGUUGGUGUUGAUAGACCCAACGCUUAAUGUUGAUAUCCCACAGAUAAACCAUAGUUGUGAACUGAAGCUCAUGGCAAGACCAAUACACCGGAUAUUACCUGUUCCAUAUGAAAUUGAUGUCAACAGGGAUAGAUUGGGAAAUGUGCCCUGGUACUGUGAUGCUGAUAUUUAUCCCUACGCCAGAAUCAUGAAAGGUGGUUUGAAAUUUGCUGCAGAUGCAUUGGAGACUGAAAGGGUUUCUAUUAAGAUCCAACAAGAAGAAGAUAAACUACUGUACAAUAACGAUAAUGAUACUUAUGUCGAUAUGGCUAUUGCGGAUAUUGAUUUUAAAUUGGAACUUUUGAAGACGAGUUUUGAUAAUAACUAUGAUGAACCAUCUCAGAUAUCUAGAUCUAUGGAUGAACUAUCGAUCCAAAACAAUGAACUGAACGAAUCGAAUACCUUCUUUUUCUAUCAGACUGCAUUCAACAACAAAACAAAGUACUUUCUUGCCCCACUUGAUGUGAAAGUGUUGGUUGCAGCCUUUGGCACAUAUUCCCAAUUCCCACCAACGCUGGAAGUUAUCGUGGAAAAUGUCAUUUAUGGACAUACGGUGAGUCCAUCAAUUUUGAAGAGAAUGAAAUUCUUAUCUCAUUUACCUUUAGGCACUGAGUUUGCCCUACUAGAGAUCGAUUGGAAGCACUCGAUAGAUCCAGAUGUGUAUCGACAGUUUGCCAAAGAACUACAAGGAAGAAAGAGAAAGCUUGUACAAAGGCUCAAGAGGGAAGACACUGAUAAGAAACGAUACGAAACGGAACAAGAAGAAAGAGCCAAACAAUUUUACCUACAAGAGAGAAGCGAUUGG